Messenger RNA from Lolium perenne, 1224 nucleotides. The record is from RefSeq and is a predicted model, not a curated record. NCBI's taxonomy places the organism in Eukaryota, Viridiplantae, Streptophyta, Magnoliopsida, Poales, Poaceae.
AUGGCGAAGCCGCCCCCUGCUCCGCCUCCGUCGGCCACCGCCCAGCCGGCCCCCGUCGCCCCGCCUCCAUCCGCUGCCCCGCCGGCCCCCGUCGCCCCGCCUCCGUCCGUGCCGCGCCCGACCUCCGCCAUCCCGCAGCCGCCGCCCGCCCGCCCGAGCGAGGCGCAAGUCGCUCGACGGUGGCCACGACGCACGUCGGAGCAAAGCGGCGGCAUGCUGGCCAGCACGUCGUUCAGCCGCCCCGCCCCGUCGCCCGGCCCCGGCCCCCGUCGCCCCGGCGAAGCCGCCGAGCAAGGCGCCGCCCAAACACCCGUCACUUGGGCCCAAGGGUGCGGCUGCCAAGCCGGCCGUGAAGAAGACAACCGCCCGGAAGAAGCUCACCGCUCCCACGCCCGCGAUCGCCGACACGCCGCCCGUCGUGCACGAGGUGCUUGGAUAAUACCCGCAACAUCAUUCAUGGGGCUUCUCCAAGACGCGGAGGUGGACAUCGGGGCUGCUCCUCUCGAGUCUUUUGGGUUUGGUGGUGAGGAGGAGGAAGAGGGUGAUGAGGAGGAGGAAGAGGGUGAUGAUGAGGAGGUGACCGAGAUAGAGGAGGAGGCGUUCACCGCCGUUGCCCGCCCCACCCCGCGCUCGACAAACUAUACCGAGGCCGAAGAUAUUCUCUUGUGGAAGUUGAGGGAUCAAGAGACCGCGCCCAAGAAGGCGGCAAUGCUUAGGAUGGAUGAUAGUGAUGAGGAGGAAAGGAACUUGUGCAAGCCCGAGGGAACCAAGAAGGCAAAGCUAAGGAUCAAGAUGGAAGGAGAGGCGUCAAGCUUAAGAGAGAAGAUGGAGCAAAUGAUGAAGUCUAGGGAGACAUUGACAAUGAAGACAUUGGAGACAAAGCUUCUUAUCACCGAGAAGAAGAAAGAGGUGAAGCUUGCACAAGUUGAAGCACGGCGUGAACAAGCGAAGCGCAAGGCCGAUAUGGAGGAGAGGAUACUCAAGCUCAAGGAAGCAAAGGCAUGGAAAGAGAUCAUGGCCGAGGAGAAGGAGCACAUGAUGAUGUGCAAAAAGGACAUGGAUGAAGACCAAUUGGCGUGGUGGAAGGAGACCAAGGAGGACAUCGCCGAGAGGAAGAGGCUACUUCGUGGUGCGUCCUCUACUCUUCGAGGUGACACUCCGAUGAGUUGUGGUGGCGAUGGCGGUGUGGAGGACUCCACCACCGGUGCCUAUGGAGGUGCUUGA